AUGACCUUUCCCGCAGCGACUCCCGAGCCUUUCCAGGGUACCAGCACAAGAGGAGAAAGUACUCUGAUUCUACAGUCCCGGGAGACUGGACAAGUUGUUCCGGAGGGACAGCGUGACCAUGCGACUGCGGUAGCAAAGGAGGGGCCCAAGGCGAAGCCCUGGGCUCAUUUUGUCGCGGGAGGUAUUGGUGGCAUGGCUGCGGCCACUCUCACUUCUCCUCUUGACGUCCUGAAGACCCGACUGCAGUCCGAUUUCUAUCAAGCUCAACUGAGGGUUCUUCACGCUCAACACCCGCUGCCGCAUAAGCUCACCCUCACCUCCGUGCCCAGAGCAGCAUUCUUCCACAUCGCCGAGACUGUACAGAUCCUCCGAUCGAUAUACCAACACGAGGGCUUUCGGGCCUUGUUUCGAGGUCUCGGAGCAAACUUGAUCGGCGUCGUGCCUGCGCGGAGCAUCAACUUUUACGUUUACGGGAAUGGCAAGAGAAUCCUGAAUAACUAUCUGAACCCCGAGGGGCGUGAAAAUGUAUGGAGCGUCCAUCUCCUCGCGGCAGCUACGGCGGGAAUUGCAACGGGUACUGCAACGAAUCCUAUCUGGGUCGUCAAGACAAGACUACAGCUGGACAAAACCACGGCAAGUCACGAUCCUUCAAAGGGACGACAGUACAAGAAUAGUUGGGACUGCAUCAAGCAGACGGUCCGACAUGAGGGCAUUCGAGGCCUGUAUCGGGGCUUGUCAGCCUCGUACCUGGGAGUCACCGAGUCUACUCUUCAAUGGGUGUUGUAUGAGCGGAUGAAGCUGUCCCUAGCUCGAAGGGAAGCUAAGCGGCUGUCACUGCCGGGUUACCAACGAACGAUGUUCGACGAUGCGGAGGAAUUUGGAGGGAAGUUUUGCGCCGCGGCCGGUGCGAAGCUCUUCGCGGCAGUCAUUACAUACCCACACGAAGUCGUCAGGACGAGAUUACGGCAAGCCCCAACCAUCACCACGGAGACGGGCAGAGUCACGAUGAAAUACACCGGCCUGGUGCAGUGCUUCCGUCUCGUGGCCAAAGAGGAAGGGUUGGCCGGGUUGUAUGGCGGUAUGACGCCACAUUUGCUGCGAGCUGUACCUGCCGCCGCUGUGAUGAUGUCGACCUACGAGAUUUUCUUACGGCUCUUCGGGACUACUUCAUGA
Messenger RNA from Cladophialophora psammophila CBS 110553, 1173 nucleotides. RefSeq lists its product as uncharacterized. The transcript is spliced from 2 exons. Gene Ontology annotation, biological process: pyrimidine nucleotide import into mitochondrion. The coding region runs from base 1 to 1173 and encodes 390 amino acids. Gene Ontology annotation, cellular component: mitochondrion. Lineage: Eukaryota; Fungi; Ascomycota; Eurotiomycetes; Chaetothyriales; Herpotrichiellaceae. Gene Ontology annotation, molecular function: pyrimidine nucleotide transmembrane transporter activity. The record is from RefSeq and is a predicted model, not a curated record.